Messenger RNA from Zea mays, 1481 nucleotides. Its product is annotated as zinc finger protein CONSTANS-LIKE 3. Bases 343 to 1314 code for a protein of 323 amino acids. Gene Ontology annotation, cellular component: nucleus. Lineage: Eukaryota; Viridiplantae; Streptophyta; Magnoliopsida; Poales; Poaceae. The record is from RefSeq and is a predicted model, not a curated record. The transcript is spliced from 2 exons. Gene Ontology annotation, biological process: regulation of flower development. Gene Ontology annotation, molecular function: protein binding; zinc ion binding; DNA-binding transcription factor activity.
CCUUCCGCCGCGACCGCGAGAGAGCGACGCCGCUGCUGAAUCGGCGAGGCUCGGGUUGUCGCGCGAGGGUGAUUCACCGCGCGCGCACGGACGUCCGGCCGCAGCGUUUAGCUGUGUGCACGGCACGGGCCCGCAACCCGAUGGCCCCGGACCCGCCGGGACGGCGACUUCCGUGGUCAGUCGCUCCUCCACGUCGCUCGUUCGCGUCGAAGACCCGCCCGGGCCGCUCCCCAUGGCCACAGCUCAAAUCCGGAUUGGGGUGGGAAAGCUAGGCUGAGAAUCGCUUCGUCCCGACAGCCACUACUAGCUGCCCAGCGAGUUUGCUCCGGUGCCCCGUGCGCGAUGAAGGGUGACGAGAAGUCGGCGGGCGGGGCCCCUGCGUACUGGGGCCUCGGCGCGCGGCCCUGCGACGCAUGCGGCGCCGAGGCGGCGCGCCUCUACUGCCGCGCGGACGCGGCGUUCCUGUGCGCCGGGUGCGACGCGCGGGCGCACGGCGCCGGGUCGCGCCACGCGCGAGUGUGGCUCUGCGAGGUCUGCGAGCACGCGCCGGCGGCGGUCACGUGCCGCGCCGACGCGGCCGCGCUCUGCGCCUCCUGCGAUGCCGACAUCCACUCGGCGAACCCGCUCGCGAGCCGCCACGAGCGCCUUCCCGUGGCACCCUUCUUCGGCGAGCUGGCCGACGCGCCCAAGCCCUUCGCCUCGUCGGCGGCCGUGCCCAAAGCGGCCGACGACGACGGGAGCAACGAGGCCGAGGCUGCGUCGUGGCUCCUUCCCGAGCCCGACCACGGGCAGAAAGAAGGCGCCACGACGGAGGUGUUCUUCGCGGACUCCGACCCAUACCUCGACCUCGACUUCGCGCGUUCCAUGGACGACAUCAAGACCAUCGGCGUCCAGGGCGGGCCACCAGAGCUCGACCUCGCCGGCGCCAAGCUCUUCUACUCCGAUGACUCCAUGAACCACAGUGUAUCAUCGUCGGAGGCGGCGGUGGUGCCCGACGCGGUGGCUGGCGCGGCGCCCGAGGUGGCAGUGGUCUGCAGGGGCCUGGAGCGGGAGGCGCGGCUGAUGCGGUACCGGGAGAAGCGCAAGAGCAGGCGGUUCGACAAGACGAUUCGGUACGCGUCCCGCAAGGCCUACGCUGAGACGCGGCCGCGCAUCAAGGGCCGGUUCGCCAAGCGCACGCCCGGGGCUGGGGCGGACGGCGAGGAGCCGCUGGAGGAGCACGAGGAGAUCUACUCCUCGGCCGCGGCCGCCGUGGCUGCGCUCAUGGCCCCCGGGGGAGCCGACGCGGACUACGGUGUCGUGCCCACUCAUUGAUCUAUGCACUUGCAAAGCCGACAUGUACACUAGCUAGUUAGCCUCGAGAUUUGGGGCUGUAAUUUUUGCUGCAUGCUCUGCAUGCAAAACUCUCGUAUACCAUUGAUUACCUGUAUGAUUAGACAUGAGCGGGGAGGGGGAAUUCAUUAAACAGCACUGAUCUAUCA